This is a messenger RNA of Fomitiporia mediterranea MF3/22, 920 nucleotides long. RefSeq lists its product as uncharacterized. The transcript has 2 exons. NCBI's taxonomy places the organism in Eukaryota, Fungi, Basidiomycota, Agaricomycetes, Hymenochaetales, Hymenochaetaceae. The record is from RefSeq and is a predicted model, not a curated record. Bases 54 to 920 code for a protein of 288 amino acids.
CCACAACCUAAACCUCUGAAGCCUGCAAUUGCACUUCUCCACGUCACGACAGAAUGUUCAGUAACUGGUUUUCUGAGAGAAAUGCUGUACUAGAUGGCAAGAAUGAUGAAGCUGAAGCCAAUGCUAGACUAGGGUCAGCCAAUGCAUCGGUUGGUCCGUACAUUUCGGACUCUUCUGCCCAACGAAAAGCCGCCGUGUCCAUGGAAUCACCACAUGAUGCUGUCAUUGACAAGAUUGAAAAUGAGUUGCGGGAAUUGCACGCUGCAGGGGACCCACAUGUCGACUCCAGUGGUAAUCCUGAUAGCACGAGCCAGCCAGGCGAACUAUCGCAAGCAAGAACGAGAACCAGAGCACUCCCCGAAAAUAUAUACGAUCCAUUUGACGGACAGAGCAUUGGACUCCUAAUUCAUGGCGAGUUCGAGGAAAAGGAAGAUGACCUCUGGACCCACCUUGCUCAAAUUCGCCUUCUGCAGAGCGAUAUUGCCAGAAUGCAUGCGCAAAUGGAAAGGUUAGGGGAGAAUGAGCGAUUUAACAAUGCGGGGCAAGCAACGGAAGACGAGGCAACAAACGUAGAGGAAGAGGCGAAGGCGGCAAAGGCUGCUGAAUUUACUAAACUGUCUAACCGAUUCAAUGUAAGAAAGGAAGCUAUUGAGGCAGUCAUGCAAAAGCUAGAAACAUUGUCCCAUUCAGUUAACGACUUUCACUCCUCACGAGCACCCAUAUUUCGGCCGUUGGCUUCUCAGAAUACAGCUGAAUACAAGAAGAACCUAGGAAAUCCAGCCACAGCCUCCAGUCAGGUGACCGAAAGUGCUCGAUUCACAGAACUGAAUAACAAAAUCCUCUCUGCGUCUGAAGAGAAUGUGUUGAAGGACAGCCCCGAGUCAUUUAGCCACGAUUUACUAGAGCAUGCAGACACAUAA